Molecule: messenger RNA, 2028 nt
Organism: Thunnus maccoyii (southern bluefin tuna)
Lineage: Eukaryota; Metazoa; Chordata; Actinopteri; Scombriformes; Scombridae
Gene: cdkn2c
Product: cyclin-dependent kinase inhibitor 2C (p18, inhibits CDK4)
Exons: 4
Coding region: 351-842 (163 amino acids)
Biological process (GO): negative regulation of cell population proliferation; regulation of cyclin-dependent protein serine/threonine kinase activity
Cellular component (GO): nucleus
Molecular function (GO): cyclin-dependent protein serine/threonine kinase inhibitor activity; protein kinase binding
Source: RefSeq, a predicted model, not a curated record
AUCACGGCAAACGUGUAGGCAUACAGCUUAUCUACACUUCAAAUGAGAGAUCUUUUGCGAUGUUAUUGAGGAUAUUUCGUCAGAAGAUAGUUUGGGCAUUUAGACUGUCAGAAUCAGGCAGAAAUGUAAUCGACAUCGAUGUGACAGUGGUUUAAUGCUGGAGGACCAUUGUUAAUUCGGUAGGAGAGUUUUUGAAAAUGAAAGCAUGCUCUCUCGCGGUGAUUGUGAUCAAUGUUGUGGCUCUGCUGUCGUCCUCAGUCCUUGAGUGCUGACAUUAUAACAGGGUGGUAGUUGUGAAACGUACUUAAUACAUGAUGGCAACAUAUUUGAAAAGGAGCGGGAAAUGAGAAAUGGCUGACAGGUCAGUAGACCAGCUCUGCAAUGCCUCUGCCAGUGGAAACCUACCUGAAGUGUUGUUUUUCCUGCAAAAUGGAGCAGAUGUCAAUGGAUUUAAUAGAUUCAACAGAACUUCUGUGCAGGUGGUCCAGUUGGGAAACGUCGCCGUAGUUGAGGCUCUUCUCGAGGCGGGGGCAAACCCGAACCUGCGCGACCCGGCAUGCGGUCUCACCGUAACCCACGACGCAGCGCGCGAGGGAUUCGUAGAUACUGUGCGCGUGUUGUUGGACCACGGGGCAGAUGUGAACCUCGUGGAUGACCAAGGUAACCUGCCGCUGCACCUGGCCGCCAGGCAGGGACACCUGGAGGUGGUCCAGCUGCUGAUUGGACGCACUGCGGAACCCAAUAUGUUCAACAGCCAAGGAUGCACCGCCGGGCAGCUCGCGAGCCUCCACCAGAGGACGAACACUGCCGCAUACAUCGACGAGUAUCUGAGUUCACUCUAGAGGAGAGGGAGGAGGAGGAGGAUGAAGAUGAGGACCUGGAGUUUCAUUGUUCUGGACUCUUUAUUGAGAGAACUCUUUUCUCAUGCUUCUGCCUUUCAGCUCAUGCAUUUUUAAUAUGCCGAUACUUUAACAUUUGGUUUUAUAAAAUCUCUAUUUUGUUCUAUUCAAUCCCACAAUGACCUGAUAAAUCUGCUUCAAUUAGAGACAUUGUUGUUUCUGGCUAUUUACACAUUUAUCCACAUUUGCAUUUGAACAUUUGUUGUUUGGAAAGAAAGGGGAGAUCAAACUCAAAUUUUGAAAAAACUUGCUAAUUCUGGAUGCCAAAAAUACAAAGUAUGCAACACAAUAGCAUAAGUUAAUAUAUAGGUAAUAAUAGAACACAAUAGUUUCUUGGAUUCUGUCAAUAUCUGAGCCACCUAUAUUCUCUUAUAUACUCAAACUCUUGGUUUGCAAUAUUUUCCAUAUCCUCAUAGUGUGAACAUUACAAAGAAAGCCUCAGACAGUUAUAUAUGCUCAAAAAAAUAUUUUGUGUUCUAAGUGCAGAGACAUCUGUGGCCCAGGAGGUAGAGCCCAUCAUCCACUACUCAUAUCGAAGUGUCCUUGCUUGAGAUAUUGAAUUGCUUACUGAUGGUUGGGCCAGCACCUUGCAUGGUAGCUUGCUGCCCUUGGUGUGUGAAUGAGCAGCAAAAAAACUGUUAAACACUUAAGUUGAGCUACUGCUGCUAUGUUUGAGAACACUUCAAACCAAUAACACUUAAUGAACUCUGUGAAGUAUUAGGUGCACCUAAUAACUCUGAAUCAGAUGAAGACGGUUCAGAGGAGUUCUGUACAAAAUGUGACAUUAUUUCCCAUAAAGCUGUGUUUUAAUUUGUUCCAUUUAUCUAAAAUGAGGCAAAGCAUAGUAUCACUAAGUGAGACUGACAAUAUCCAGAGUUAUUAGGUGCACCUGUACAAUCUAAAACAAUUCAACACGUCAGUCUUACAAUAUAACCUACCAAUAUGAAGUUUGUAAUGUUUAGCUUUUUAUGACACUGUCCAACAAUUGUUGAUUCAGCUCAUAUUGUUGAAAAACAUAAGGACGACAAAAUGUUAUAAACACUUCUCUCUUUUUCUUUCUCCGCUGCUUAAUUAACAUGAAUGUUAAAAUUGCAAAUAUUGCCAAAGCAUCAAGUGUCUAAGUGAUAAU